GAAUUAGUGAGAAUCGACUCGAUUGUUAGUUUUAGAAUUGAAAUGUUUAGUGCUAUCAAUUUUUUAAACUAUUAUCAUAAUGUUCUAGAUACUAUAUGUGGCUUACUUAAAAACAACGUACUAAGGUCUUUUUGUGGCAUAUCAUCAAAUUCUGCAUUAUUAAGCGAUCGAUCCAUCAACUAUACUUUUCUUGAAAGUUAAUCAACAGAAUAAAGAGAUCCGUUGUAAUUAUGUUAAUUCAGAUAUCUUGAUUGAGAAUGAAAAUAUUAAAUAGCAAAAUAGCCCCGGUCCCUCACCAACCUCCCGCGCG
Molecule: messenger RNA, 310 nt
Organism: Acanthoscelides obtectus
Lineage: Eukaryota; Metazoa; Arthropoda; Insecta; Coleoptera; Chrysomelidae
Source: the annotation of a GenBank genome assembly